CUCAGUUGGUAGAGCGUUGCACUGGAUAUGCGAGGGUCCUGGGUUCAAAUCCUAGUCGCGGCAAGAAAAUUUUUCAUCAAUUUUAAUUGAAAAGUCUGCAUGCCAUUAAAAUUGAACACACUGUAAAUUAUAAAAACAGACAAUAAAACUUCUAAAAAUUUUAAUAAUAGUAAUAAUAAUAAUAAAUACACCGCUGUAGCCGAGGCUGUAUGUAUAAUAUGUUUAUUUAUUUAUUUAUUUAUUUAAUACAACAGGAAUGCCAACAGACCGAAGUCCAAAACAGCAUUCACAAAAUAACAAUUUAUAAACAAGAUGAAUACUUAAACUAAAAAACUAAAACUAAAUUUAACUUGAAAUAGAAAUUUUCGAUUAAUAAUAAUUAUUAUUAUGUUUACUUGGCACCGCAAUAUAGAAGAAAAAAAAUUCAUAUUCGCCUUAUCUAGUUUUUUGUUCAAAUUAGUCUCUGAAGAUAAACAUUUUUGAUAUUGUUUUUAAAGGAAGUGAGAGAAGAGUUAAAAAGAUCGAUGUUUUGAAAAUUAUUAUUGUAGUUUCUCAUCAUUCGAGAAAUUGGUGAAUUACGAGUAUAAUUAGCGGAAAAAUUUGGCUCUGUGAAAAGCUGAUGGUUUCGAAAGUUCCUUAUAGGCACAUUAAAGUUUAUUAAUGACAAUAACUCUGGUGAUUCUACCAAAUUAUUUAAUAUUUUAAAAUGAAUUUGUUCAUUUUGUUCGUGUCUGUCUUUUAUUUUUACAAAUUUCUGCGACCGCCUCAAGGAAUCAGUACUGACCGUAUUGUCAUAAACUCCCGUACUUCUGUAGUGCAAAUAUCUGAGAAUAGUAUAUUGUGUAUUUAGGUGGAAAAGUGACACAUUCUCCGCCGACGGUGUAAGUUGGCGGGCGAGGCGUAGCCGAGGCCGACAAACACCGAAGGCCGAGAAUGUGCUUUUCCACCGAAAUACACAUACUAUUUUUUCUGCGAUCGGUUAAAUACCUGUUAAAUGUUUGUCUUAUAGUUCCAAUUAUUCAGCAAUACGAGAAUCACUUUCCCGGCCUAGGCCGGAAAAGUGUUUCCCGUAUUGUUAUUCAUUGAUUCCUUAGCAACUAUUGAAACAUAAUUGAAAUACCAGAAUAUUGAGUUUUCCGACCUGACAACUGGUCAAAAAUGCUGACAUUUCUUGUCAAUCGCAGAAAAAAUUAUUUUGUACAAUUUCUAGCCUUUUAGCAUGUACAUCAUAUUGUGGUGACCAAACGACCGAUCCAUAGCUCAAUUUGCUAUAUACAUAGGCAAAAUAGAGCGAUUUCAUAGCUUCCAUUGAUGUAAAAUUCCUACAGUUACGCAAUAUGAAACCCAUCAUUUUAUUACAUUUAGCCACGACUGAAUCAAUGUGUUGAAUGAAUGUCAUUCUGCUAUCAAAUACUAUACCAAGGUCUCUAAUAAACUCAACUUUUUGUAGUAUAUGAUUUGAUAAUGUAUAGCCAUAUGAAAAUAACUUUUUGUUUUUACUAAAUGUUAUUACUUUACAUUUAUCUGCGUUGAGGUGGAGUUUAUUUUCAAUACAAUAUUUUUCAAAUUGGUCAAGAUCUCUUUGAAGUUUGAGGCAGUCGUGAAUUGAUGCAAUAGGUUAAUAAAUUUUGAAAUCAUCCGCGAACCCCGCUAGCUUGCAGAAUGAAAUAUGGAGAGGUAGGUCAUUAAGAAAACAAAUAAAAAGCAGUGGCCCGAGGUUCGAGCCCUGAGGGACUCGGACUCGGAAUCCACCUGAACCUGAGCAUCCAUGGCCAUUAAAAUAUUUUCGGUAUAGGUUACCAAGUUUGUGUCAACGGAUCUUUUUGGAAUGAAGCCAUGCUGUUCCCUAAUAAAUCUGCUUUUAAUAUUGCUUAAUAUCACAUUGUAAAUUAUUUGCUCAAAAACUUUACUGAUUAUAUUUAGUUUACUUAUCGGUCUGUAGUUUGAUAUCAGAUUUUUGUUACCAUUUUUGUAGAUAGGAACAACAUGAGCCACUUUCCAAAGGGAAGGAAAAGUUGAUUCUUGUAUUGAUCUGUUAAAAAUCAAGAGUAGUGGCUUACAUAGUCCAGUGGCGCAUUGUUUAAUAAAGUACGAAGGUAAUCCGUCAGGACCCUCACCCUUAUUUUCAUUCAACUUCUCCAAGAUCUCUAGCACCUCACUCUGGCUCACGAUCAGAUUAUUUACUAGAUUUAAAUUAUUCUGUUCAAGUUUAGAGAACGUUUGUGUAUAGGGAGAAAAGCUCUUUUGAAAAUGAUUCACAAAAAGGUUGCAAAUUUCAGGCCCUUCACAUGAAAUAUUAUCUAGCGUCAUAGAGUUUGGUAUUCCCCUAUCUUUGUUUUUCGCCGAAAUGAGAUACCAGAACCUCUUAGGAUUCUCUCGAAGGUCGACUUGGGUUUUUUCGACAAAAGAUUUAAAAUCAUUAUUAAUAAUUUUUUUGCAAUUUUUACGUAAUAUACUAUAAGUUUCAUAAUCAUAUAUGCUAUUUGUGUUUUUCCACUUUCUAUGUAAUUUUUCUUUUCUCUGUAAUAACUUUAUAGUGCUUUGGGAGUAAUAAAGCGGAUAUGAAUUCGUUAUUCUUCUUUCCGGGACAAAUUUUUCGACUAAAGAAUUUAAUUUAUUAUAAAGAAGACUCACACAAUUAUCAACUGUAUUGCACGAUAAAAAUAACUGUUGCCUAUUAGUACUAUUUAGUUCUGCGUUAAUACGUGUAUAAUUUCCUUUCCGAAACUGUCUCACACAGGAUAUGUUAUUCUUUAAAGUUUGAAAUUGUUCUGAUGUUUUAAUCAAAAAUGUAAUACUUUUGUGGUGUGGGUCUUCUUUGACCAAAGAGAUUGUCGAUUGUAAGCUAUGUAUAUUUGAUUUAUUGGAAAAAACUAAGUCUAAAACUCUAUUGUUAAGAUUUCCUAAAUAAUUGAAUUGACAGAGUCCUAAGAAGUUAAGCACAUCUAUGAGUUCUUUAUGCCUAUUUUCAACAAAAGUCGGGAUCAAUAAAUUGUUUCUUUCAAUCCAGAAAGUUUUGGGCAUAUUGAAAUCGCCGCAAAUUAUUACCGCAUCAUUGUUAAAUUUGUCAAAAAGUCUAUACAUGUUAUUAGUAAAACAUCCCAUUGCAUCGUCAUCCCCUGGAGGUCAGUACACACAACAUAGAUGGAUCUUACCAUUAGGGCUGUAGAUGGUUACCCAAACAUCCUCUGCCUCGCUCUCCCAGUCAGGUUGUAUAACGGAGUUCGAAUUUUUAUGUAUGGCGAGCAAAGCUCCCCCACCAUCACUUUUUUUAGAUUUACUGUCGCACCUAUCUCGCCGAAAUACCUGAUAAUUGUUACCAAAUAGAUCAUAUGAACUGAUUGUGUCAUUAAGCCAACUUUCCGUUAUAAAAAUAAUGUCAUAGUCAUUACUUAAAACACUGGAUCUAAAGUCAUUUAUUUUUGUGCGUAAACCUUUAACAUUUUGGUAAAAAACGGAUAGCUCCAUUGGAAAACAAAAACAGUCACUUUAAUAUAGAUAUGAAUAUAAAAUAGUUAAUAGUUUACAGUCUCGCUAGAUCGUCAAGCAUUGUUAUUAACUUUACAGGUUUUCCUUCGGAUUCUCUCAUCAAUAUAUUUCCAUCUUUUGUCCAGACGUAUUUGUAAUUUUUUGCUUUGGCCUGCUCUCUGGCCUUUUUGUAUAGCAGCUUAUUUUCCGGACUCAGAUGUUCGUUGAUAUAGAGGUGGUUGGAGAUGCCAGCAAUAGCUAAAAUUCUGUUCGGGGCAGUGAGCCUCUUUGAUCUGACUGCUUCAAGUACGCUGUCUCUUACAUGUUUUGAUUUAUAUUUAAUGAUAAUAUUUUUGUUCUUUUCCUUAUCAAAAGGCUGAACUCUUUGAGCAUAUUCCACCAUCGAAUUGUUUAUAUUCAAUAAUCCCAAUGAUGUAUGCACCGUUUCUAUUACAGUUUGUAGAUUUUCAUUUGUCUUAACAGGAAUGCCUUGAAACUCUAAUUUAUUGAUCCUAGCGUAUUGCUCAAUACGGUUCACCUUUUUUGUAAGUGACUCUACUGUAUUUUUCAGCUUCAUAUUUUCAGACUUUAAGCUUUCAAUAUCUUUAAUGUAGCUAGUAAAUUUCGUGAUUAUUGCCUCAAAGUCGGUGAUUUUGUCUGAACAAAAAUUGACGGAGUUUACAACUUCAUUUUGUUUAUUAGUCAUUUCUUGCUAAACGACUUCAAAGUUGCAUUUGUUACUGCGUCUCCAGCUGGAGAAGGGGGAGGCUUAUAUGUAUAUGUAUGUAUAUGUCACCAUAAAUCUAGAGGGCGGAAGCCCAGUAUCGUGAGUUCAAAUCCCACUAGCAACAGCAACAGCAAAUUUCAACAGACUUUUUUUUUAAAAGCACCAUGAGAGAAAACUAAAUUGGAACUAUGAUAGGAAUUAAAAUCACACACAUAGCAUAUGCUUCAUGUAUUUUCUUUAUAUGUGGAAUGAACUUGAAUGAAGCCGAAGACCGAACAGCCAAAGCUUGGCGUCCCAUUGGCCAACGGAAUCUCCCGAACAUUCUACUACCGAGUGCUAGUUGUUGCAACUAGAUUUCCGUUUGCUCAACUAAUUAUUUCGGUUAUUUUUUAUCUGCUUUUUUAUAAAACCCAACCACUUAGUUAAUACAUGUUGCUGGUUGCUACAACUACAAUGAUAGUUGGCUACCAAAAUGUUCAAUUAUCAGAAAUCGAGGCUUAGUUGUGACGACCUAAGAAUUGCAACUAAGUUAAAAUGACUGCUAGAGCAAGACCAGUUAUGUCGCAAUAACAAUUUUUUUAGUAAUGGUAACUAAAAAAAUAUAACUCGCGCAUCUAGUUAACGCGAUUUUCUCAGUGCAAGGAUGAAUUAGUUCCCUUUUACCUAUGCAUUCUCUUUCCAACUGAUUGACUGAAUUAAUUUGCCAUUAUCCGCAAUCACUGUCUACAAUUAACUACCUAAUAAAUUCAAAGUUCACACGGAAAAAAUAUUUCCAUAUAAACAUAUUAUUAUUAAUACGGGUUAUAUAGAGAAAAAAAAAUGACUUACUGGUUACGUUUUGGAACCUUGGAUCUAAUGGGUUCAGUGAUGUAGUAGGAAAUAACACUCGUUCAGAGAAAUGUAAUUUUUUUUUUGUGUAAAUAUAUUAUUAUACUAGUUUAAUAGUGAUUUGUUCUGGUCAGUUGGAGUUACCAAGUCACUCGCCCGUGAGCGGUAAUUUCGUAUUGUUUGGAGGCGUGUGAUGUGUCUCUAGUUUAGAUAUUUUGCUUUCCUAUCAAACAAGUUAAUAAAAAAGUGUAACUAUGGGAUUGUGUCAAGCAGCUUUAAUUCUUUACGGCUUAGCAUACCAAGUUAUUGCGGCACCAUCACCCAAAAACAAUGAUGAUGCUGAUACACCACCAGGGAUCCCGCCUCUAUUAACCUUCAAAGACGGCAACAUUGGAGUGAAUUUUUUCGGUUUUAAAGCUUCAGCGGGUCUUGGAGGUCUCCUUACAGGCGACAUGAGCCAAGGAGGUCUCCACGCCGAAGCUGAAACUCCGUUCGGUCAAAAAGCUGGAGCUGGUUUGGGUGGAAGAGUCGACGGAAACGGUCGUUCCGUUGGAGGACUCUACGCCGGAGCUACAGCGGGAGGCGGAAUUGGAGCAUCCGCAGGCUUGGACGGAGUCGCCGGAGCCGACGGAUCUGCAGGUCGCUCCUACGCAGGAGCAUCUGCAGGAGGAGUUGGCAGAACUGUCAUCAAAGAAACUUACGGAGCUCCACCAGGAGCAAGUUCAAUUUCGGGUUCCCUGAACAUACAAAAAAUCGCCGCACCGCCAUCAACAGUUGACGUUGAAGUCAUUAAGGAGAAAGAUGUGCCAAACAAGUCAAAAGUAGCUAUUGAAAUAGAAAAGCAAGUUGCUGCACAACCUCCGCCUAAAAAAACUUACGUAGAGAGAACUGUUAUACCAAAUUAUGUUGAAAAAACUAUCCAGGUACCAUCAUACGUUGAGAAAACUAUACGAGUACCCACUGUAGUAGAAAAAACAAUUAAAGUACCAGCGCCACCAACGAUAAUCGAACAAGAGGUUGAGGCACCCCCAUCUGUAAAGACUGUUACUAGAACAAAACAAGUUGUUGUGAACCCGGAGUUUCCAGAAGGUCCUACAACAAUCGUGAAGACACGGACAAAGUUUCAUAGGCGUCCUUGGUUGCAUGUCAGAAAGUACUUAAACAUCAAUAGUGCUGAAGUACCACCUCCACCACCUCCGUACUACGGUGGAGUCGUAGCAACUGGAGCUGGUGCCGAUGCGGCAGCUAAUAGCGUCAUCGGAAGCUACGGAGAUUUUGGUGUUGCAGCUGGAAAAGAGCAUUGCUGUGCACCACCCCCGACCACCUACACUGCCACAGUAAGGAAGCAGUUCAAUGGGAAUUUAGUGAGAGAUAUUUUCAAUAUUCCCAUUGCUACUCUGGGAGCGGUGAGCAAUUUGGUUGGAAACAUUGCAGGAGGCGCUGGCGGUUCUGUGUCAGUAUCUAAGUCUAUUGGAACUGCUUACAAAAAAUAAACAAUUUUGUAAAAAGAAUGGAUUACAAAAGAAUUUUAGCAUAUUUUUCUAUGCAGAACUGUUUUUAAAUACAAAUACUAGCAAUUUUUUUUGUAUGUUUUCAAGUAAAGUUUUUUGAAUACCUACCUA
Molecule: messenger RNA, 6645 nt
Organism: Ceutorhynchus assimilis (cabbage seed weevil)
Lineage: Eukaryota; Metazoa; Arthropoda; Insecta; Coleoptera; Curculionidae
Source: the annotation of a GenBank genome assembly